UGUGUCUAAGCCACACCUGGUGACACUUUUGGAGCAAAGACAAGACUCUUCAGAUGUGAAGAGACAAGCAGCAGCCAAUGUGCAGCCAGAAUCACUCCAUCCUCGAGGGGUCUCAGAGGCAUCCAGUCUGAGGAAACAGGAUCAGCUGAGCAACUGGCAAGGUGAAGAAGCUGUGGCCUGUUCUGUCUCUCUGAUCGUCCAGCGUGACCCCAGUACCUAGCUCAGGCAACCAGAAUCCAAUCCACAAUAGUAGAAAACUCCAUGCCUGGUUUCCAAGAAUUCUUGCGCAUUGACUUCUGGGAAAUGUAGUCUGCGGCACUGUGACGUCACGGUGAGCCAUCCAGGAAAUUCCCUCCUGGACUUCAGUCCACACGAAAUGCUGUCCUUCUGGGAUGUGGCCAUUGAGUUCUCUGCAGAAGAGAGGGAAUGCCUGGAGCCUGCUCAGUGGAAUUUGUACAGGGAUGUGAUGUUGGAGAAUUACAGCCACCUUGUGUUCCUUGGUCUUGCUGUGUCUAAGCCACACCUGGUGACACUUUUGGAGCAAAGACAAGACUCUUCAGAUGUGAAGAGACAAGCAGCAGCCAACGUGCAGCCAGGAACAACAUUCAAUGAUUAUAAUGAUUACAGCAAGGGUAUUGACUGUAACUCAUUAAGUAUUCAAAGCCAGAGAAUUCAUACAAGGGAGAAACCCUACCAGUGUAAAGAAUGUGGUAAGGGCCUUAGUUCUUAUAAAACACUUUCCAUACACCAGAGACUUCAUACUGGAGAAAAAUUCUACACAUGUAAAGAAUGUCAUAAGACCUUCAAUACUGGCUCUGCACUUUUUAUACACCAGAAAAAUCAUACUGAUGAAAAAACCCACAAGUGUGAAGAAUGUGGCAAAUUAUUUUAUUAUCCUUCAAUGCUGAAGCAACAUCAAAGAAUUCAUUCUGGAGAGAAACCCUACAAGUGUGAAGAAUGUGGCAAAGCUUUUUAUGAAUCUUCAAUGCUGAAGCAACAUCAAAGAAUUCAUUCUGGAGAGAAACCCUACAAUUGUAUGGAAUGUGACAAAUCCUUUAACAAUCCUUCAGUGCUGAAGGAACAUCAAAAAAUUCAUUCUGGAAAGAAACCCUACAAAUGUGACGAAUGUGGCAAAUCCUUUUAUAAACCUUCAGUGCUGAAGAGACAUCAAAGAAUUCAUUCUGGAGAGAAACCAUUCAAAUGUGAAGAAUGUGGUAAAUCCUUUUACACUCCUUCAGUGCUGAAGCAACAUCAAAGAAUUCAUUCUAGAAAGAAACCAUGCCUGUGUGAAGAGUGUGGCAGUUUAUUUUCUUCAUUCUCAUCCCUUACUCAACAUCAAACAGUUCACUACAAAGACAAUCCCUACAAGUGUGCAGAGUGUGGCAUAAGGUUUUCCCAUUCUGCAAUCCUUCAGAAACAUAGUAAAAUUCAUGAAGAGAGACCAUACAAGUGUGAAGAAUGUCACAAAACCUUUCUUUAUCACUCAUCACUUAAGAACCACAUGGUAGUUCAUACUAGACAGAAACUUUACAAGUGUGAAGAGUGUGGCAAAUAUUUUUCCUCAGCUUCAUGCCUGAGACGACAUCAAAUAAUUCACUCUGAAGACAACCCUUACAAGUGUGAAGAGUGUGGCAGAUGUUUUUCCUCAGAUGCAUGUUUUAGAGCACAUCAAACUGUCCAUUCUGAAGACAAUCCUUAUACCUGUGUACAAUGUGGCAAACGAUAUUCCUGUUCUAGGGAUCUUCAGGAACAUCAAACACUUCAUACUGGACAGAUAUUGUACAAGUGUGAAGAAUGUGGCAAAGAAUUUCAUUAUCUCUCAGGCUUUAGAAGACACAAGGCAAUUCAUACUGGAGAGAAACUUUACAAGUGUGAAGAAUGUCACAAAUCUUUUCGUUAUCUCUCAUCCCUUAGGAAUCACGUGGGAGUUCAUACUGGAGAGAAACCAUACAAAUGUGAAGAAUGUAACAAAACCUUUUGUUAUCUCUCAUACCUUAGGAAACACAAGAGAGUUCAUAGUGAAGAGAAACCCUACAAGUGUGAAGAAUGUCACAAGGCUUUUUUUAUCUCUCAUCCCUUAGGAAACACAAGAGAGUUCAUAGUGAAGAGAAACCCUACAAGUGUGAAGAAUGUCACAAAGCCUUUCAUUAUAUCUCAUCCCUUAUGAGACACAAGACAGUUCAUACUGGAGAGAAUCCCUAAAACUGUGAAUAUGUGACAGAAGGUUCUCUUACUCUUCAUGCUUUAGACAAUAUAAAGAAGAAAGGAAAUU
Messenger RNA from Peromyscus leucopus (white-footed mouse), 2272 nucleotides. RefSeq names its product zinc finger protein 58-like. Gene Ontology annotation, biological process: regulation of DNA-templated transcription. The record is from RefSeq and is a predicted model, not a curated record. NCBI's taxonomy places the organism in Eukaryota, Metazoa, Chordata, Mammalia, Rodentia, Cricetidae. Bases 377 to 2167 code for a protein of 596 amino acids. The transcript has 6 exons.